CCUCGACCUACUUUUGGUCUCUUGUUAUCUUUGGUCUUUUCUUUCUGCGACUCUGCGCAUCAUGGAGGCGCAAGUCGAUUUUGACAUCAACGAGGCGAUCAAGCUAUUCGACAGCGACCCCUCCACCAUCCCCACGCCCGAAGCACCCAAAGCGUUGCAGGAAUGUGAAGAUGACCCCGAAUCGCUGUCGUCGCCGGCGGUGAUCAACAGGGAGCUAAAUCCUGUGGUCGACGCUAUCGCAGAGAGCCCAGAUGCAAUCACGCGCAGUUCGAUCUUUGACACACUGCAGUUCCUACUCAAGAACUCUUCACAGAUCCCUCCCGCGACCCUCACCAAGAUUCUCGAUCUCAUAGCUUCCGCACUAUCGACACAAGCAGACAUCAUCCACGCAGACCUCGAGGCAGAAGAGCAAGAUGCGAUACCACACCACAAGCAAAUCCUGGAGAUGUAUGGCUUCCUUCUCCGGUGGACCAUAUCAGCAGCCGAGACGAGAGCGCUGGAGAAGUCGGCUUCAGCACCAGUAAAAGCGCGGGGUAAGGGUGCAAAGGCAAAGUCAGGAGGGGGCAAGGAUGCUAGCUGGGAUCCUUCGGCGCAAUUGGAAGCGGCUCUGGACAGGAUGAGCAAAGUGUUGAAGCUCAAACUGGGUCGCAUCUUCGUCACGACGUCGGAACGAGACACGUUCAUUGGGCUUUUCACGAAACCAGUGUACCACAUCCUCGAAAACGAGACGAGAGUCAAGAGCAACGCCAUCCGAAACCACUGCUUCAGGGUGUUGUGUAUUGCGAUCAAGCACCACGGACAUGCAUAUACCGCGCAGACUUCGAUCAACCAGUGUCUUACGUACUUUGAGCAUCUCGCCGAACCCAUGGCCGAGUUCCUUUUCACUCUGGCCGACGCCUACGACUUCCCUCAGCUGACCGAGGAUGUACUGAAAGACAUCAGCGGCAAGGAGUUCAGCGCCACAGACUUGAAGGGGCCAAAAUCCAUCUCAACGUUCCUGACGAAGAUAUCCGAACUGAACCCGCAUCUCAUAAUCAGGCAAAUGACUCUACUGGCAAACUUAUUGGACAGCGAGUCUUACACUCUCCGAUGCGCACUUAUCGAAGUAUGCGGGAACCUGAUUGUCAUGCUGACCAAACGAAGUCAAGACGAUCGCAGUGAAAAUCUUGAGGCGCAGAUCGACAUAUUUUUUGAUGUGCUCGAGGAGCGGUUCCUGGACACAAAUCCUUACUGUCGAGCUCGAGUCAUGAUGGUGUAUGUCAAGCUUUGCGACCUUGACCAGAAGUACUCCAAGCGACGGCUGAAGGUCGCUCAACUUGCUGCACGCAGUCUCGAGGACAAGAGCAGUACUGCACGUCGAACGGCCAUCAAAUUGCUUGCAAAGCUGGUCUCAACACACCCAUUUAGCGCUUUCGAAAAUGGACUGCUGUCGACCAAGCAGUGGACAAAAAGACUCGAUGAAUGUGAUCAGCAGAUUGACGCAUUACAGCCUCCAGAAGAACUGCGGGAGCGCGCGCCGGGUGAUGAGACUGUAGAUGAAUCGUUACUACAAGAUGCAACACAAGUCGAAAACGCAGGCGCUGAACCGAAGCAUCCCUCAGAAAUGACCGAAGAAGAAAGGGCUGCCGCCAUUGAACAGGCUCAAAAGGCAACUCGGGAUCUCCAGAAUCUUGAAAAGGCUCAAAUGAUGCGGAAAUUAUUGCUGGAUGCGCUCGAGUUCAUAGACACUAUCAACGACGCUGCCAUAGUCGUAACUCAACUUCUGGCAUCGAAAAACAAGAGCGAAGUCACCGAAGCUAUGGACUUUUUCACGACAAUAGACGCCUACAAGAUUGAGAACGCGAAGGUCGGUAUUCGGAGAAUGUUACGCCUCAUUUGGACAAAGGGCAACAGCGACGAGGGCAAAGGCGUCCAGACCCACCUGAUUGAGUGCUACAAGGGCUUGUUCUUCGAUGCACCACCAGGGUUUGACGCGAAUGCCGUUGCCAACUUCGUCUCGAAGAACAUGAUGAGCUUGACGUUCGACACCACGCCCGCGGAGCUUACCUCCCUUGAGCAACUUCUCAGCACCAUGAUGAAGCAAGGGCUCAUCAACGACCUAGUCAUCCAGAAGCUUUGGCAGAUUUACGGAUUUCAGAGGAAGGAGAUCUCCAAGAAAUCACGUCGGGGAGCCAUCAUCGUCCUCGGCAUGCUCGCUCUUUCGUCCCCAGAUAUCGUUGUACAAGAGAUGGAGGCAUGUUUGCGGAUCGGCUUGGGGGAACUCGGGAGACGAGAUCUGGGUUUGGCUCGUUAUACUUGCAUUGCUCUUCGCCGAAUGAGUCCUCCUCCAGGGAAGCAGUCCGCUGGCGCUACUCCAACGCAAGUCGUCAAACUUCCCAACGAUCAUGCGGUCUUGGUGAGACUAGCUGCGAUUACCGAGAUCGUUUCGGACAGCAAAGAGUGGUACGGAGUCGCAGAGCAAGCCAUCAGUGCGAUAUAUGUUCUUUCGAAGCACCCGGACGUCCUCUGCUCAGACAUCAUCCGACGGGUGACGAAGCGUGUUUUUGCAUCGCAAGGAUCCUCGCGGCCUACAUCGAGCUCUAGUGCUGUCGAGGCUGGUACACCACCUACAGACGAAGCUGACCCGGAAGCUCCCUUGGUGAAUGACACUCAGCCAAAGCAACAGAACUCAGCUUUGGCACUCUCACAACUGUUGUUUGUUGUCGGGCAUGUCGCUAUCAAGCAGAUAGUACAUCUGGAGCUAUGCGAGCUUGAGUUCAAGCGCCGAAAGUCUGAAAAGGAGAAGACGACCGGCCCAACACCACGGCCGUCAGCAGGCUCGUCAGCGGUAGAGCCCACGCCCAUGAAGAAGGGGCGCAAGAGGGGAGCCGCCAAGGAGAAAGCACCAGCGCCCGAGGAAACUGUGGACGAACUGGACCUCAUGGCGGGCACGACAGAGGACGACUUUACUGACGCUAUCGCACAUGUUCGUGAGAAAGAGCUCCUCUACGGCCCACAGUCUCUCCUCGCCAAUUUUGGUGCUCUGGUGUCAGACAUCUGUGCAAACAACACCUCAUACAACCACCCCACUCUGCAAGCGCAAGCGGCACUGUGCUUGGCUAAGCUUAUGUGCGUGAGCGCGGAGUACUGCGAGAAAAACCUGGGUCUUCUCCUUACUAUCCUUGAGCGCAGUCAGGAUGCCGUGGUCCGCAGUAAUCUCGUUGUUGCUCUUGGCGAUAUGGCGGUCUGUUUCAACCAUCUCAUGGACGAGAACACCGACUUCCUUUACCGGCGACUGAACGAUGGCGAUCCAAGCGUCAAGCGAACAUGUCUCAUGACCCUGACCUUCCUGAUCUUGGCUGGUCAAGUCAAGGUCAAGGGCCAGUUGGGAGAGAUGGCUAAGUGCAUCGAAGAUAGUGACAGGAAGAUCGCAGACAUGGCCAAGAUGUUCUUCACGGAGCUUUCGACCAAGGACAACCAAGUGUACAACCAGUUCAUCGAUAUGUUCAGUAUCCUGAGCGCCGACACUGGAUUGAACGAGGAUGCUUUUAAGAAAAUUAUCAAAUUCCUGGCAGGCUUUAUCGAGAAGGACAAACACGCCAAACAGCUCUCCAAGAAGCUCGCUGACAGACUGCCGAGGGCAGAGAACGAGAGACAGUGGAGCGACGUCACUUACACGCUGGGCCUUCUUCAACACAAGGACGAAGAGAUUCAGAAGAUGGUGGCAGAUGGGUUCAAGGUUGUUCACGCGGCGGCUUGAUCUGUUUUGUGUUGUUUUGUAAUGAACUUGUAUGAUGGCUAAGAUACCUUGGGAUUUGCGUCGGGUUGGGUUCAUAGGCCUGGCGUUCUGGUGCAUGGUCUGGGGUAGCAACGAUUAGUUAUGCUUGGUCGAUGUAGCUUGAUGUUCGAGCAGUUCGUAUUUUUGGUACCUUUUCUUUUGGGGUUUGGUAUCGCCCUGGACUGAAGAGAUCUGAAUGAAGUCGCGUCGCGUCAUUCUCACGCU
This is a messenger RNA of Dothidotthia symphoricarpi CBS 119687, 3982 nucleotides long. Its product is annotated as condensin. The record is from RefSeq and is a predicted model, not a curated record. Gene Ontology annotation, biological process: meiotic chromosome condensation; mitotic cell cycle; mitotic chromosome condensation. The transcript has 5 exons. Gene Ontology annotation, molecular function: histone binding. The coding region runs from base 62 to 3739 and encodes 1225 amino acids. NCBI's taxonomy places the organism in Eukaryota, Fungi, Ascomycota, Dothideomycetes, Pleosporales, Dothidotthiaceae. Gene Ontology annotation, cellular component: nucleus; condensed chromosome, centromeric region.